Molecule: messenger RNA, 1623 nt
Organism: Helobdella robusta
Lineage: Eukaryota; Metazoa; Annelida; Clitellata; Rhynchobdellida; Glossiphoniidae
Exons: 2
Coding region: 1-1623 (540 amino acids)
Molecular function (GO): metal ion binding
Source: RefSeq, a predicted model, not a curated record
AUGGAAAUAAUGUACGAAGAACUAAAAUUCGAAAUUACAUUCGAGCUUGAAAAUGAAGAGAGUAAAACAAUUAAAGAUGAAACUAAGAAAAACACUAGUGACAGUGAAAAGUUUCUGACACGACCGAAUAAAAAUGCGUCAGUGAAAAAAAACUGCUUGAGAGAGGCUAUAAAAAAGUCAUGCGAAACGGAAAUGCUAACGGAAAUUCCAACUUCUCAAAACAAAACCGAUGACAUUCCAAAGUCAACAUUCCCAGAUGGGAGAGAAGAUAAUGGAAACAUUAAAGUUAACACCAUACCACUUGCUUGCAAUAAAAGAGCAAAAACAAUUGAUAAACCAGAAAAAAUUGUCUACAAAAAAUGUCAGUUGUGCAAGGUUAAUAUAGACGAAACAAAAUGGAGCGUCCACGUGAAUGGCAAAAAACACAAACGCAAGACAAAAUUUAGUAACUUGUUGCAGAAAGAUUUUGAAAAAAAUAAAAAAUUAACAACAGCGGUAGAAAACGAAUUUUCUAAUCUUAGUGAAAAAAGUGAAACGGAUUCUGAAACAAAUUCAGAGUGCAAUGAAAAAUUAAAACUUGAAAACGUGCUACUCAACUCUAGUAACAACUGCUGCCCGCACGAUUUGGAGGAAGAUAAUGAUUUUCAAAUAAGUACGAAAAAAAAGAAACGUAAAAAUAAAAAAAUAUUUUCUGAGAAAUUAAAUAUUUCAGAGCAAAUUGAAACCCAGUCUUACCCUUUAAAACUUGAUGAUUCUUGCAAUAAAAUAAUUAUCAACAAAAUGAAAAAUGAAACUGACAGCAGCAUAAACAAGGAUUGCAACAUAACAAAAAAAUCUUGGACAACAAAACUUGAAGAGAAAUGUUUGGCCGACAGAAGAAAUUCUUCUAACAUUUUAAAUGGACCAUCCCAUUUGAAGCCUGAAGGAUAUUUUCCGUUGUCAAUUGCCAUCUAUGACAUAAAACUGUGCUGCCUAAAAAAUCAUCAUCAAAAUUUAUUUCAUAAUUGUCCGGAAGAAAUUAUUUGUGUUAAACAAAAGAGGAAUGCUGAAUGGAUUCCAAUAAGAGAUACGCCAAAAAAUAAUGAAAUAUUUAAAAGUUACAAAUUAUGUAAUUUUUUUCCGAGAUGUCCACGAGAAAAUAAAUGUAACUUUGCUCACUCCACUGAGGAACAAACAGUUUGGAAUGCUAUAAAAAAAGGAAAGUUCUCUCAUGAAAAUUUUGUUGAGAAGCACCAAUCCAUUUAUAUACAAAAAGAAAGCACGCUGAAGAAAAUAGUGCAUGAAUACAAAGGUGGUUUAAUAUGGGCUUGUAAGUCAUGCUUUGAAUUGAAAAACACCAUACGAGGAGUGAACCUGAAUGAUAAAAAAUGUACCAGCAGCCAUGACUCGCAUCAGUUGGGAAGAAACACGAUAAUUGUUAUACAUCAACGAACGGACGACAAGUCGUUUACGCCCAUUUAUUUACCAUCAAAAAGUUCCAUUUUAGAAAUUUGCUCUGAAUUGAAGUUUUGUACCAAUAAAAGUUGCUGUCGGAGACCACACUCAAAUUUAGAAUAUGAUGUCUGGAAGUAUAUAAUCAAUAAAAAUUUGACAACUGAAGAAUUUUUCGACCAAGUAAAUUGA